GGUGUCCACUAAUUCUUCGCGUUGUAAUUCAGUUCACUCCUCUCUGUGUACUUGCCUUGUUUAUUUGCUUAAUUCGUGGAUAUCCCAACGGGAGACCCAAAAUGGCUCACCGGUUUUGUUUUCAUUUACCUCAUUUCUCGCCCACUGAGACUUAAAGCGGCUUGCAUCCUUCUCCUCUACGCCCGCUCAUCCUCACGACAGCCCUGUGAGGUUCUGUGGUGCGUUCCUGGUUAACGAUGGCGAAGCUUCAGAGCAAAGAUCCCGGUUUAAAGGAGAAAUUUAAAAAUCUCCUGGGAUUCGGGCAGUCCCGGCCUAAUUCCAAGUCUUCAGAAGGGAAGCAGACAGAAUUCAUCAUCACUGCAGAGAUACUCAAGGAACUAAGCAUAGAAAGCGGCUUGAACAAUCGGAUACGGGCAAUCGGCCAGAUCUGCGAGGUAGCAAAAACGAAAAAGUUUGAAGAGCAUGCAGUAGAAGCAAUCUGGAAAGCAGUGGCCGACAUGCUGCAGACGGAUCGACCUCCUGAGGCCCGGCAUGCUGUGCUGCACCUGCUGAAGGCAGUCAUUCAAGGACAGGGCGAGAGGCUGGGGAUACUCCGCGCUCACUUUUUCAAAGUGAUCAAGGAUUACCCUUCCAACGAAGACCUGCACGAGCGGCUGGAGGUUUUCAAGGCUCUCACGGAUAACGGAAGAUACAUCAUGUACUUGGAGGAGGAAUUGGCUGAAUUUGUCCUGCAGUGGAUGGGCGUGGGCCUGACGUCUGAGUUCUUGCUCGUGCUGGUCAACUUGGUCAAGUUCAACAGCUGCUACCUGGACGAUUACGUUGCCGACAUGGUCCACAUGAUCUGCCUCUUGUGCUUCCAGACCUCAUCUGCAGUGGACAUAGAGGUCUCCCUCCAAGUCCUGGACGCCGUGGUGUGCUAUAACUGCCUGCCCUCGGAAACCCUCCGCGUCUUUAUCAUCACCCUGUGCCGGACCAUCAAUGUGAAAGAGCUCUGCGAGCCUUGCUGGAAGCUCAUGCGCAACCUGUUGGGCACUCACUUGGGUCACAGCGCCAUUUACAACAUGUGCCGGAUCAUGGAAGACAGGGCUUACAUGACGGAUGCGGCGCUGCUGAGAGGAGCCGUGUUCUUUGUGGGAAUGGCCCUGUGGGGCGCACACCGGUUGCAGUCGCUCAAGAAUUCGCCCACAUCCGUGCUUCCCUCUUUUCUGAAGGCCAUGACCUGCCCAAAUGCCAUCGUGUCUUAUGAAAUCGUGCUGUCCAUUACGAGGCUGAUCAAGAAGUACGGGAAAGACCUGCAGGCGGUCACUUGGGACAUCUUGCUGGACAUCAUUGAGCGGUUACUUCAGCAGCUGCAGACCUUGGAGAGCCAGGAGUUGAAAUCCAUCGUCCAUGACCUGCUGACCACGGUGGAGGAGCUGUGCGACCACAACGACUUCCACGGCUCCAAGGAGAGAUACUUUGAGCUAGUGGAAAGAUGCGCAGAUCAGCGGCCGGAGUCUUCCGUUCUGAAUCUGAUCACCUACCGAGCCCAGUCCAUCCACCCUGCCAAGGACGGCUGGAUCCAUAAGCUGCAGGGGCUGAUGGAGCGGUUCUUCAGAAACGAGAAUCGGAGCGCCGUCCGCAUCAAAGUUCUUCACGUCUUGUCUUUUGUUUUAAGUGUCAACAGGCAGUUUUAUGAGGAGGAGCUGAUUAACCUGGUGGUCAUCUCACAGCUGGCCCACAUCCCAGAGGACAAAGACCACCAAGUCCGCAAACUGGCCACCCAGCUGUUGGUGGAUCUGGCCGAGGGCUGCAACACCCACCAUUUCAACAGCUUGCUGGACAUCAUAGAGAAGGUGGCUUCCCACUCCUUGCUGCCUCCGCCAGAACUGGAGGAGAGGGACCUGCUCCCCUACUCAGCCUCUUUGGAGGACGUGAAGACGGCCAUGCUGGGCCUCCUGGUCAUUUUCCAGACGAAGCUGUACAGCUUGCCGGCCAGCCACCCCGCCCGCGUCUACGAGAUGCUGGUCCUACACAUUCAGCUGCACUAUAAGCACAACUACCGUCUCCCCAUUGCUAGCAGCAUCAGACUACAGGUCUUUGACUUCCUGCUCCUGCUCCGUGCCGAUUCUCUCCACCGGCUGGGCCUGGCCACCAAAGACGGCCUCGUGAGGUUCAGCCCCUACUGCCUCUGCGGCUUUGUGGAGCCGGAGAAGAAACCAGCGGCCGCCCUCUCCCCUCCCUCGGGCAGUCCCAGCCUGCCCCCUCAGAGCACUGCUCUCCGGAUCGGCCACCUGCCCUACUCCCUGCUCUUUGGGGUCAUCUUGCAGUGUCUGAAGCAGGAGACCGACUGGAAGGUGCUGAAACUGGUUCUGAACAAGUUGCCCGAGUCGCUGCAGUGCAAAGUGUUGUACUUGACCUCUCCGUGCAGCGUCGAUCAGCUGUCGUCCGCGCUCUGCUCCAUGCUUACAGACAAAAAGAUGGCGGAGCGGCUGCGGGGCACCCCAGAAGGAUUCUCCCGCAACGAUUUGCACCUGGCCAUGGUUCCCGUCCUGACUGCUUUGAUCUCUUACCACAGCUACCUGGACAAAACCAAGCAGCGAGAGAUGGUGUAUUGCCUGGAGCAUGGUUUGAUCUACCGCUGUGCCAACCAGUGCGUCGUGGCGCUCUCUAUCUGCAGUGUCGAAAUGCCCGACAUUAUCAUCAAGGCCCUGCCAGUCCUGAUUGUCAAACUGACUCACAUUUCAGCAACAGCCAACAUGGCUAUUCCUCUCCUUGAAUUUCUUUCAACUCUGGCACGACUGCCUCACCUCUACAGGAACUUUGCAGCCGAGCAGUACGCGAGCGUCUUUGCCAUCUCCCUGCCCUACACAAACCCCUCCAAGUUCAACCAGUACAUCGUCUGCUUGGCGCAUCAUGUGAUCGCCGUGUGGUUCAUCAAGUGCCGCCUUCCCUUUCGGAAAGACUUUGUGCCAUUCAUCACCAAGGGUUUGCGGUCAAACGUCCUCCUCUCCUUCGACGACACCCCGGAGAAGGACAGCUUCCGGGCCCGGAGCACGAGUCUGAACGAAAGACCCAAGAGUAGUUUUAAAAUAGCCAAAAAUGCCCGGCUGAGCUUGAAUAGCUCCCCGCCCGUGAAAGAGCUGAAAGAGUCCUCCGCAGCCGAUGCCUUCCGUUCCCGCAGCAUCAGUGUGUCUGACCAUGCAUCCCGCAGCCGGAUCCAGACCUCCCUCACCAGCUCUAGCCUGGGCUCUGCCGACGAGAACUCGAUGGCCCAAGCAGACGACAGUUUGAAAAACCUCCACUUGGAGCUCACGGAGACCUGCCUCGAUAUGAUGGCGCGCUACGUCUUCUCGAACUUCACGGCUGUGCCCAAAAGGUCUCCAGUGGGCGAGUUCCUCCUGGCAGGAGGGAGGACCAAGACGUGGCUGGUGGGCAACAAGCUUGUGACCAUCACGACGAGUGUCGGUACAGGGACGAGAUCGCUCCUGGGCCUGGACUCUGUAGAACUGCAGAGCAGCACUGAGGCCAGCUUGGAUCCCGUUUUGCAAGUGAGGCAGACGAAGGAGGCCCCGGCCAAACUGGAGUCGCAAGCUGGCCCACAAGUGGUUCGAGGAUCCCGCAACAGAGUCAGGUCAAUGUCUGGUGGCCACGCCUUGCGGGUUGGCGCAGUUGAUGGCUCCGCUCCCCACUUCCCUGUCAGCUCGGUGCCCCAAGGGCCACAAAGUUCUCCUGCCUCUCGGAUGGAAAAGGCUGCUCCUGGUGCUCAGGCACCUCUGCAGAAAGAGAAGGCCAACCUGGCUGCGUACGUCCCUCUGCUGACCCAGGGCUGGGCAGAAAUCCUGGUCCGGAGGCCCACAGGUAACACCAGCUGGCUGAUGAGCCUGGAGAAUCCGCUCAGCCCUUUCUCUUCCGACAUCGACAACAUGCCCCUGCAGGAGCUGUCCAAUGCCCUGAUGGCGGCUGAGCGCUUCAAGGAGCACCGUGAGACUGCCCUCUACAAGUCCCUCUCGGUGCCCUCCUCCAGUUUGCCCACAGGCACCUCCAAACCCUCCCUCCUGCAGCGAUCCAACACAGUGGCCUCUUUCUCUUCCAUGUACCUGACCAGUUCUCAAGAAAGGCUGCACAGGAGCAUAUCCUGGGCAGAGUCGUCCAUCGUCCCGGAAGAAGGGAGCCCGCCGGCAGCAGACUUGAAAGAAGGGGAGUUCCCGUCAGAAUCUCAAGAGAUCGAGGACUUCGAACCCGUGUGUCUGGAUCACGUUGUGGGCCAAGAGAAGUCCGGCAAAGCCCCUGGGAUGUACAGCAGGUCCUCCUCCACAUCUAGUCAAGAGGAGAAAGCUCUGAAGCCAGAAGACCUGGAGUCCGUCGGCAUCCCCAUCGAGAGGGCCGGGAACCUGGAAGACAGCCGGGCUCUGAAGGCUCUCUGCUUCCAGCCCUCCCAGCCGCUCAGCAAGUCCAGCUCCUCCCCAGAGCUCCAGACCCUCCAGGAAGUCCUCAAAAGCAGCAACGGCGAAGAAGCAGCUGGCAAGCUGAGCAGUGAAGGGAAGUCCAAGUCCCAGUCGGGCAGCCUGGAAGGGGAGGCGGCAGGCAGCUGGCUGGGGAGAGGGGAGGAGGACAGGAGCCCAGUGGCCGCACGGCUGGACAACGGGGGCCCUGCCUCUUCUCCCCGCUCUCCGAGCGGCCACCGCCCUCGAGGGUACACCAUCUCUGACUCGGCACCCUCCAGGAGGGGCAAGAAGAUGGAGAAGGACCCCUUCAAAGGCAGGGCCGCAGCCUCCAAUGCAGAGAAGGUUCCAGGUAUCAACCCCAGCUUUGUGUUCCUGCAGCUGUAUCACUCCCCUUUCUUUGGCGAUGGAUCCAACAAGCCCCUCUUGUUACCCAACGAGACCUUUGAGAGGUCAGUGCAGCUCCUGGACCAGAUUCCACCGUACGACACCCACAAGAUCGCAGUGCUGUAUGUUGGAGAAGGCCAGAGCAACCAGGAGCUGGCCAUCCUGUCCAACGAGCACGGCUCCUACCGCUACACAGAGUUCCUGACGGGCCUGGGCAAGCUGAUCGAGCUGAAGGACUGCCAGCCGGACAAGAUCUACCUUGGUGGCCUGGACGUGUGUGGGGAGGACGGGCAGUUCACUUACUGCUGGCACGACGAUAUCAUGCAAGCCAUUUUCCACAUUGCCACUCUGAUGCCCACCAAAGACCUGGACAAAUAUCGCUGCGACAAGAAGCGGCACCUGGGGAACGACUUUGUCUCCAUCAUCUACAACGACUCGGGGGAAGACUUCAAGCUGGGAACCAUCAAGGGCCAGUUCAACUUUGUACACGUGGUUAUCAAGCCGCUGGACUACAACUGUAACCUGAUCACACUGCAGUGCCGGAAAGACAUGGAAGGGCUUGUGGACACCAGCGUGGCCAAGAUCGUGUCAGACAAGAACCUCUCGUUCGUGGCCCGCCAGAUGGCCCUGCAUGCCAAUAUGGCGUCUCAAGUCCAUCACAGCCGCUCCAACCCCACAGACACGUACCCGUCCAAGUGGAUCGCCCGUCUGCGCCACAUCAAGAGGCUUCGACACAGAAUCCGAGAAGAAACCCAGUACCAAACGUCCGGCUUCCCCACCAUCCACCCUCCUGUGCCCACCAAAGUUUCUGCCCACGCUGCCCAGGACUCCAUGCCCUCCUACGAGACGGGGCAAAGGAAACGGCUCAUCUCCUCGGUGGACGACUUCACGGAAUUUGUGUGAGGUCAGAUCUGCCCCUUCUCUGUCCUCUCUGUUUGUAUAUCUACCCAAGUGGGCCUGCGCGGUAUGGAAUCCUUUUUUUUUCUCCUUCGGGCUGGUGACCGUGGGGUUGCUGCAAAGAGAAGAUUCUGUUUUUGGCAACAAAAAACCCCCCAAACACACACCUUCCCUUCCGCAACGGCAGCCUGACCUCUCCUUGCGUUGCAACCCUUGACUGCCAACAAGUUUUGAUUUGCUGUCUGUUGUUUGGAAGACCGCUGCCUCGUCACCGUGUGCCGUCAGUAUUCUCCGGAGAGGGGGAAGUUGUUGCCAUUCCUUUCAUCUUUGGUUGUCCUAAACUUUUUGGGAUAAGCCUCACUUGUAAAUAGAAGUGGAACUGUAUGGAAACAAGGAAGGUGUUUUCUUCACCCUGAAUGGGGGACUCAGUGAACUCCAAAGGACUCUGCGAAGUUUCUGUAGGCCAUCUACUUGAUGGGGGGCAGGGGGUCUCCAGACACAUAUGUUUGGUUUGCCUUCUGCGAAAGGAGGUCAGCAACUGGCGAACGGGUGGGUUGGGGGAUGGCAUUUGGAUCUGCAAGCCCCCCUGUUGAGACAUUUGCCCUCUGAGGCUCCCAGAGCUUAUGAAAGUUGAUUGACACCCACCCACACACACACCCAUGCAAAGAGACAUUGGGCCCUAUCCAUAAGAUUUUGCUUGUCCUACCAACAGGUAAGCGAAGAGAACAUGGCAAAGAGUUGCGGGAGAGCACAUCCACCCCCUUUUCCUUUCGUUCUUAGCCUUUGCUUGGCAAAGAGAAGCGGGAUACUCAGCGUGUCCAAUCAAUGCUCGGCUUGCCCACGCAGCCCAGACAGGUCUUGACGGAACAGGAGCAUCAUCACUGGCUGCAGGGCAGAGUCAUUUUGGAGUGGCUGCAUCCCCUGUGCACCUGGCAAGGCUGCAUCUUCUUUCUGAUUUGGAUGAAUGACAGAGCAGUUGGUGCCUAGCCAUACGGCAUGUGUGUGUGUGUGUGUGGGGGGGGGGGUGUAUCACUGCAAUCUCUGGCCUUCUCUUUGCCUGUUUGCUGAAAUCUGAAUUGCGCUGGGUGUCAUCCAUCGACCACCAGCCCUCUUUUCCAUGGGGCUUGGGGUGGUGGGGAGUGAAUGUUGCCAUAGCAGACCCUUGGGGCAGGGUGAGGUUUCCCCUCGUGGCUGGAAAAGCCGCUCCUCAGAGGGGAAGCAGCAGUCCUCUUCUAUGGGUCAAGGUGUCCUUCCGGUCCGUUAUGUCUGUGUUGUUUGGCAAAUGUUGUUCAAAAAGCGUGCAAUGGAAUAAAGCAUUUGUAUGCCUUCCUGGCUUCUGGUUGACCGAAGGCUGCUUCA
Molecule: messenger RNA, 7067 nt
Organism: Sphaerodactylus townsendi
Lineage: Eukaryota; Metazoa; Chordata; Lepidosauria; Squamata; Sphaerodactylidae
Gene: TSC2
Product: TSC complex subunit 2
Exons: 42
Coding region: 237-5714 (1825 amino acids)
Biological process (GO): negative regulation of TOR signaling; regulation of cell cycle; regulation of small GTPase mediated signal transduction
Cellular component (GO): TSC1-TSC2 complex; cytoplasm; nucleus
Molecular function (GO): GTPase activator activity
Source: RefSeq, a predicted model, not a curated record